Quercus robur (English oak) is the source of this 681-nucleotide messenger RNA. RefSeq lists its product as uncharacterized. The transcript has a single exon. The record is from RefSeq and is a predicted model, not a curated record. The coding region runs from base 1 to 681 and encodes 226 amino acids. Lineage: Eukaryota; Viridiplantae; Streptophyta; Magnoliopsida; Fagales; Fagaceae.
AUGCAAGAGCCUCGAAAAGAUGCAUCCUUAAGACCCCCCACAGGAACGAUUCAUGUCAUCCUCGCCGCUCCAGGAAGAACCGGGUCAUUUCCUUCCAGGGUGUUGUUUGUGGCUCGGCUCUCUGCCGAGGACGGGGGAAGAGAAUUUAAAAGGCCUAAAAAGGGAAGCUCGUUAACAUUAGGAUUCUCGGACAAGGAUAAGAGGGGAACUAUCCAACCUCACAACGAUGCCUUAGUGGUUACGCUGAGAAUCGGAGGCUUCGAUGUGAGAAGGGUGCUGGUAGACCUGGGUAGCGCAGUAGAGGUAAUGUACCCUGAUCUAUACAAGGGGUUGAACUUGAGGCCGGAGGAUUUGACGACUUAUGACUCUCCCCUUAUCAGCUUCAAAGGGAAGACUGUUACGCCAAAAUGGCAGAUCAAACUACCCAUACAGACUGGGUCAGAGGUGGUAGAGGUGAACUUUAUCGUGGUUGAUGCCUACUCGCCCUACACAGCGAUAGUAGCCAGGCCAUGGAUUCAUGCCCUAGAAGCUAUAUCCUCCACACUUCACCAAAAGGUAAAAUACUCGUCCAGAGGCCAAGUAGAAGAGAUUUGUGGAGAUCAGGCCAUGGCCAGGCAGUGUAUGGUGGCCGCCAUCUCACGUAGGUCCCAUGCAGAGUCCUCGGCCUCUGAGAACUUAUAG